CCUCGCGCUGCGAUUGGCUGGCCUCGCGCGAGCGCCUGCGCGGAGUGGCUGGCGAGGUUUUAGAGGGAGUCCCGCUCUCCAAUUAAAGCGGCCCAGCUGCGCCUGGCUGCGCAUAGAGCUCCCUCCCAGGCCCGCGAACUUGGCCAUUCAGCAGCCGCUGUCCCCGCUGCGCGCCCUCGCGCCUCUGCCUGAGAAGCCAGGCGCUGUUCCUCCACCCCAGAAGAGGAUGGCAAAGGUGGCUAAGGACCUCAACCCAGGAGUUAAAAAGAUGUCCCUGGGCCAGCUGCAGUCAGCAAGAGGUGUGGCAUGUUUGGGAUGCAAGGGGACAUGUUCGGGCUUCGAGCCACAUUCAUGGAGGAAAAUAUGCAAGUCUUGCAAAUGCAGCCAAGAGGACCACUGCCUAACCUCUGACCUAGAAGAUGAUCGGAAAAUUGGCCGCUUGCUGAUGGACUCCAAGUAUUCCACCCUCACUGCUCGGGUGAAAGGUGGGGACGGCAUCCGGAUUUAUAAGAGGAACCGGAUGAUCAUGACCAACCCUAUUGCCACUGGGAAAGAUCCCACUUUUGACACCAUCACCUACGAGUGGGCUCCCCCUGGAGUCACCCAGAAACUGGGACUGCAGUACAUGGAGCUCAUCCCCAAGGAGAAGCAGCCAGUGACAGGCACGGAGGGCGCCUUUUACCGCCGCCGCCAGCUCAUGCAUCAGCUCCCCAUCUAUGACCAGGAUCCCUCGCGCUGCCGUGGACUUUUGGAGAAUGAGUUGAAACUGAUGGAAGAAUUUGUCAAGCAAUAUAAGAGCGAGGCCCUCGGCGUGGGAGAAGUGGCCCUCCCAGGGCAGGGUGGUUUGCCCAAGGAGGAGGGGAAGCAACAGGAAAAGCCAGAGGGGGCAGAGACCACUGCCGCUACUACCAACGGCAGCCUCAGUGACCCGUCCAAAGAAGUGGAAUACGUCUGCGAGCUCUGCAAGGGAGUGGCCCCUCCUGACAGCCCCGUGGUCUACUCGGACAGGGCAGGUUACAGCAAGCAGUGGCACCCCACCUGCUUUGUGUGUGCCAAGUGCUCCGAGCCGCUGGUGGACCUCAUCUACUUCUGGAAGGAUGGUGCUCCCUGGUGCGGCCGCCAUUACUGCGAGAGUCUGCGGCCCCGGUGCUCCGGCUGCGAUGAGAUAAUAUUCUCUGAGGACUACCAGCGUGUGGAAGAUCUGGCCUGGCACCGGAAGCACUUUGUCUGUGAGGGCUGUGAGCAGCUGCUGAGUGGCCGGGCAUACAUUGUCACUAAGGGUCAGCUUCUGUGCCCAACUUGCAGCAAGUCCAAACGCUCCUGAAGGGCUGCCCACUCACAGCGAGAAUCCACAGGAUCCCACUGAGAAGGAGAACCAGGUGUGCUGAGACCAUCCUAAGGGGCCGACAUGACAGCAAGCAAGUGACAUAAACAGUGAUUUGCUUUUCAGUGAGAAUAUAUAUAUAUCAUAUGUUAUAUAUAUUCUAGGAUGAUAUAUAUAUUCUAGGUUGGGUGGUGAUAGAUCCUUGAGGGUCAGUAGUUUCAAAACCAUAAAUAUUCUAAAUCCUAGGAUGGAGUUCCUUUUCUUUCUGUUGUUUCCCAGCUACAACCAACUAAAGACACAAAUGGCAUUCUGCAAGGGGACUCUGGGAGGAGUUUUCCAGAAUGCAAUUCCGUGUGAGCAAAUCGCAUAGCUGUAGAAUGUGCGUGCUUUUUUGUGGACACAGGAGCUCCUCCAGGAGCAGGCUGGGAUCCCAACUAUCGCUUGUUGCCUCUUUUCAAGUGGAAUUUGAAUUUUAAAUAAACAACAUUUUUGGCAUGAUAAACAUAUCAAUAAAAGUUUUGUGAAUUCCACAUACACCCUUAUCUAAUUAUUUACACCAUGGCAGUGAUUCUGCAACAUCUAUUUAACCCCACGACCCUGAAUGCCAGUGCUGGCAGAAAAUAUGGUAAAAUACUAAUGAGCCUCUCUAUCAAUGUAUCUCAUCAGACUUCCACUGGGAGUGUAGGCUUUGGGACAGAACCCCGCCCCAUCUACCUAUUCGAGAUACUCCCAGAUCACUAAUGUAACAAAGGUGUCAUGGUUUAUGGUACACUAAAAAGUGACCUGCUGGGAACCAAUGAGCUUCUCUUUAGCCAGGUACCUGACUCAGCUGCCCUCAGAGUCCAGGCAGAUCGUGAAUGAACCCCUCUGGGAAUAAGACCAGUACUGGGGAGCCGCUGAACAGGGGCCACCUAAGCUCCAGCAAUGGGUGCCACAUGGGACGUGGUGACUAAUGUGGGCAGAUCUUUAAAAAUACAGCACUUUUUCAAAUGCCAAAAUAAUGGGAAAUAAAAUUUUUUUCAAUAAAAAUUAAUCUAAAA
This is a messenger RNA of Mandrillus leucophaeus (drill), 2364 nucleotides long. RefSeq names its product LIM and cysteine-rich domains 1 (gene LMCD1). NCBI's taxonomy places the organism in Eukaryota, Metazoa, Chordata, Mammalia, Primates, Cercopithecidae. Gene Ontology annotation, molecular function: zinc ion binding. Bases 227 to 1324 code for a protein of 365 amino acids. The transcript has 6 exons. The record is from RefSeq and is a predicted model, not a curated record.